GCGCAGCCAGUCAGCUAGUGCUGCUGUAGAACUCCUAGACACAGAGACAGCUCACCCAGUAAGCAGAGGCUGCUGCUGGAGUACUUUACAGAGACAGCUCAGCCAGUCUACAGCUGGACUCCUGGACACAGCCAGCCUGGUAUCUUUUGCUGCUGUUAUUGCCUGUUGUCUAACACUUGCAGAGCUUAGGGAGGGUAUAUGAAGCAUCCUCUAAUAUUGCAAAAGAAACUGUGCACAUCAGGGCACUUAGAGGGACAGCACUAUUCACCAUGGCAUCCAACUUCAAUGAUAUUGUAAAGCAAGGUUAUGUGAAAAUCAGAAGCAAAAAGCUUGGGAUUUACAGACGCUGCUGGUUAGUUUUCAAGAAGGCUUCAAGUAAAGGUCCAAGGCGACUAGAAAAAUUUCCAGAUGAAAAAGCAGCCUACUUUAGAACAUUUCAUAAAGUAACAGAACUGCACAACAUCAAAACUAUAACACGGCUGCCUCGAGAGACCAAGAAACAUGCAGUAGCAAUUAUCUUUCAUGAUGAGACUUCAAAGACAUUUGCCUGUGAGUCAGAUCUGGAAGCAGAGGAGUGGUGCAAGUUCCUAUGUGUGGAGUGCUUAGGAACCAGACUUAAUGAUAUAAGCCUUGGUGAACCUGACCUACUAGCCGCCGGUGUACAAAGGGAACAGAAUGAGCGAUUCAAUGUGUAUCUUAUGCCAACGCCAAACUUAGAUAUCUAUGGGGAAUGCACAAUGCAGAUAACACAUGAAAACAUCUAUCUAUGGGAUAUUCUUAACGCAAAAGUGAAGUUGGUCAUGUGGCCCCUAAGCUCUUUAAGAAGAUACGGCAGGGAUUCAACGUGGUUUACUUUUGAAUCUGGAAGAAUGUGUGACACAGGCGAGGGGCUGUUUACAUUUCAGACAAGAGAAGGAGAAAUGAUUUAUCAGAAAGUCCAUUCCGCUACACUGGCAAUAGCUGAACAGCAUGAAAGGCUAAUGUUAGAACUGGAGAAGAAAGCAAGACUCCAGACUAGUUUGACUGAGCCAAUGACAUUGUCCAAGUCAAUUUCCCUUCCUCGAAGUGCAUACUGGCAUCAUAUUACCAGACAAAAUAGCGUCGGUGAAAUCUACAGUUUACAAGGAUGUCUGAUGGGAGAUUCUUCAGAUUUCUUGGUUUCUUGGUCAAGGACUGAUGACAUCAAGCCAGGGAUGCAGGUAACCGUUUCUGUACAACAAAGAUGUCUCGUGCACAGACGUUUUCCAGUUACUCCUCUGAGUCGUGCAAGAAGUACCAGCAGCCCCUGUCGGUGUUUAGUGGGUAUGAAUCCAUCUACUGCUCAUGCAUCCUCUAGUGACAUUCAGAAGGCUGUUGACUACAGAGACAAUAUGAACUGGAACUUGAAAGUUGGGUCAACAAGUCAUCUGCACCCUCCGCAUUCAAGGAAGUUGAAUUACAAUGAAAGCAGAGAUCAAGGUUUUCAAUUAGACAAUUAAGAAAUCUCGGGGCAAAGAUGCGUGUUCUGACUUUUUUUUUACUUUAUUUUUCGGUCUUCAGGAUACCCUGUCAAAUUUAUAAUUGCUGUCAUUACCAUUGCCAGCUUUAAAGAGAUACUUUGGGCUAAAUUCAUUAACACGUGAUCUAUCGAUGAUCCAUUACGUCUUGGGUAGUAAAUUAAUCUAUUUUCACCUUUUUUCCACACUGUGCAGAGAUUUGUAGACAUGCAGUGUGAUUUCGGUGUACUUGUGAUUGGUGAAAGAGUGGUCUCAGAAAACGUUUCAACACAUUUGGACCCAGAUAAGACCAAUUUGCAUGUUGGUGAAUUUAGCAGUCUAAAUAUUUGUCUCAUUGGUGGCUUUGCUGGGUAGAAGUGCUUUUUUCUGGCUGUAUACAUUUAUGCUCAAACUCUUAGACCCACGGUACUAAGGAUGAUAAAAUCCUACUCCUAAAUCACAUUGGAUAUAAUCUACAGACCUGACACUAAUGGCUGUACAACAUUAUAUGUAUUUUAGGGUAUGCCUUCCAAAUUGAGGUAAUCAAUGUGAAAAGAUUAUUAUCAUCACCAUCAUCAUCAUUAUCACUACUACAAAAAUAUCUACUACAUGCAGAUAGAUAAGAAUAUGUAAGUCUGACAUUGCUAAAAGUUUAGGCAGACCACUUCUAAGCUACCAUUCUGGCAGAAAAAAAUGCUUUCCUCAAGCCUCCUAUUAAAUCUACUCUAUUUAGAUUUAUAUGAAAAAUAUUUUUAUAAUUAAAAAAAAUCAAAAGGAUAGCUGAUAUAGUGGAACUAAGAAGUGUACAAAGUAAGCACAUAGGCACAAAGUAGCUGUUUCAUCUCAUCUACCAUUUAAACACAUUGGAUGGGGACAGGUUAUUGCACCAUUAUGAAACACAUCCAUAGUACAGUAUUUUGGGUGUUGCUGGAAAAAAUCCUGGUUAUUUAUGAACAGUAAAAGGCGCUAUGUGGAUGCACAUUCAACUUUAUAAAAAUGUGUCUUUUGCAUAUACAUUGGUGUGCAGCCAUCUAACCUUUUAGGAGGCACAUCUAUGCAGUUUUGCAAACAUAUCCAGUAAUCCACAUGGUAAAAAUCCUAAAGUCAUGCCUAAUAUAACUUUAGGCCAAACCUUUAAAGAAGUACUGUUUUUCUUCUAGAAGUCAACAAGACAACACUUUUACACAUAUCAAAGUCUUAAAUCAUGAUUUAUCAUAUUUGUAUGUUUUCUUAGGUUUUUCUAUAUUGAUAGAAUUAAAAAUAACAAAUUUGAUUUCCCAUAAACGUGCACUUGUUUCGAACAAAAAGACUCCUAUUGAAAGUAUAGGUCAAUGGUAGCAUACAAGCACCUCCAAAAAUAUGUUAAAAUUAGGUUGACAUAUGUUUACCAUAUAAAAGAAAGACGAUCUACAGGCACUGCUCAUUUACAAAUCUGGUCCUACUGUAUAACACAAAAUGUAAUUUUUGCAAAUACAGUAGGAGCAAUAUAAAUAUAUUUUGCUUAUCCAGCUGAUUACAAGGUACACCAUGAUUUGUCUAGCUCUUUACAUUACUAGGAGAAAAGGGUUUCCCUUCCAUAACCAAUUUCAUCUUGACAUGCUAACCACUAUAGAGGCCAUUACAUCAAAACAAAACUCGGUGAAAUACAUAAUAACCUGCAUUUGCAAGGUGCUUUCAAACUUCAAAAAUUACCCUUAUAUUUUUUAAUAAUUCCCUCAUAUACACUUUAAGAAAAAAUGACAGAUUAAAAUAUGAGCUAGUAAAAAUAUAAUUAAUUGUAAUAAGCUGUUAAUGUCAUGAUAAUACACAGCUGACUAGUUUCUAAAAUGAUAUCCCAUGCAUUUCUAUAUAGCUAUUGUUUGAGGAUUGUACUAAUGAAACAGACAGUGCAAUGUCUAGGAGAAGCUUGUGGUAACAACAGAUGUUUAAAUAAAAUAUUUUAUUACAUUAAAAGUUAGUUCAUUUACAAAGUCAGGUCCAAAAGUCUUACCUCCAAUUCUCAAUCUUGAACAUACAGGGAUUGAUUCUGAGUCAGACUCAAUGCGAAUGCAAUGGCGGACAGUCGUAACAGCCAGAUGUGUUCAUUUAUGCUAAUGUGAUAUCUGUACGGCUUUAUGCAUAUAUAUAGUCGCAGCGCCCACUAUUUUUGUAUAUGCAGCCAUCAUCAUUAUCAUUACUAUGGGUUCUAACAACAUACCCAUGCUUAAUGAGAAAGAUGUGUCAGAAACAGGCAUCCCUUUGUCAUAAGCAUGUAUCGGGACAGCAUGCAAGUCUGGCUACACAUCCAUAAUACUCCCAAAAAAUAGAGGUUUUGAAUUAAUUUGAAAGGAGGCUGUCUAGCUGACACCCAAUAAUACAAAUUUUACAAGGAGAAUCAGUCAUGCAUGGACCCUCCAUCAAGGUUCAUAUACUGUACAUGGGUAUGUCUGUGCAUGUAGUGCAGGCUCAAGUGCAAUUUGCUAUAAAUCACUAGAUGCACCUGCAUUUGAACUUGUGUAUGACACAGAAUCAGGCCAAUGGUAUGCUCAUUGCACAAGGAAUUCAUUCUGAUAAUAAAAGACAAACUGGUUUAUGUAUCCAUGGUGGCUUUUUUUUAUUCCUUACAAUGUCUGCUUAUGCUAUAUGUGUAUUAUGCAGAGCAAGAUAGUAUCUUUUUGCAUUUGAUUAUUAAAAUGGCAUAAGCAAACCUUUAUCAACUCCGAACAUGUAUAGUUUUAUGUAUGUUUACACAACUGACAAGAUUUAUAGGGGUAAAGGGGGGUACACAUGGCCCAAUUCAGGCUCAGCAUGAUGUGUGCUGAGCCCGAUGUGGGCUUAUAACAUAUCACAGCGGGUGUCUGUACACACGCUGCAAUGUGUGCUAGCCCGAUCCUAACUAGACCGCAAGGCUCAAUGAAAGCCUUGCGAUCUAGCCAGAUCUUGACUGCAUGCAGUCAAGAUCUGAGCCAGCGAUAGCGCUGCGUGGGACUGCACAUCGCUAUCGCUAUGGGGCAAACAGACAGAGUAAUCCAUGCUUAAUGUCUAAGCAAUCUAGUCAGAUUGCUUAGAAAUUUAGCAAAAAUCUCUCUGUGUGUACCCCCUUUAGACAGUUUCCUCAAAAACUAUUGAAUGCUCCCCAGGCUAUUACUAUGAUAUGUUAAUUUGCUGUAAACUGUAUCUACCUCAUUUACUGUCUUCCCUGAGGGUAUGCUAUUUUCUGUGACUAAAUGUGUAAUACCGGGAGGCAGGGAGCACUAAAAGCAUUUAUCUGUUUGAUCAGCAGGUUACUGUACUUCUGACUUGUACUACAUCUGACACAAUACUCCUUCUGAUACUUCUAAGCAUGCUUCUGUCCACAUCCAAGACAUGUGGAUGGGGCAAGUACUUCACAAGUUGUAAAACAGCUGUGGCAUCUGAAAACCAGUAGCUGGAAAGGGAGGCAGACUAACAAGGGUUCUCUACAACAGGGAAUGGUCAAAGUCAUCUUAAUUCGGUAUGUAGAAAAGCAAUCCAAUGCAAAAAGUUUGAGGCAGAGAUGAAGUCUAUUAUCCCUUUCACACCGCACAAAUAACCCGGUAUCGACUCGGCAUAUUGCCGGGUCGACAUAGGUCAGUGUGCGGUGUGAAAGGGGCAUAGCCAAAAUCCCAGGUCGCCUGACCCGGCAAUUCAACCUGGGAAUAAAGCAGUGUUAUACCCGGAUUGAAUACCGGGUCAAUGGCAGCGUAAAUGGGCUCCCGGGUUGAUGCGACCCGGGACCCAUUUACUACAGCAGGGAGCGGCACCGCUGCUGGCUCCGCCCCCCGCUGCUAUGGCAACCUGCCCGGCAUAUUGCCGGGUCGGGGAAGCCAGCACCAGCGGCCAAUGCCGGAUCCCACCCGGGAAGGACACGUUUCCAAUUCCCGGGUGGGAUCCAGCAUUGGCGGUGUGAAAGGGGUAUAAGAGAAGCUGUUAAUGAUACAGGUGUAGAUAAUAACAGAAUUCUGGGGGACCGCAGCAAUUAUAUUACUGGGCUGGAGCAGAAUUAUCUGGCAAGAAGGCAGUGGAGCAAGAACAUGCUAGAUCAUCAGGGAGGAAUAAGACUGAACUGGACACAAGGCAACACACUAGCUGACAGCAAGAGUAGCUCAGUGAGCAGAGCUUCUGUUUCCAGUGAUGAGAAACCUAAGGCCCACAUUUAUCAAAGCUUUGAGAGAGAUGAAGGAAAGUACCAAAUCAUCAGCUCAUUGCUAUCAUUUUUCACACACAAACUGUAAAAUGACAGGAGAAAAUUGUAUAGUACUUUAUCUUUCUCCACUUUAUCUCUCUCCAAGCCUUGAUCAAGCUUGGCCUACAGUAAGUAUGAGUUGUCAUUUUUCACAGAAUAUAGGGGGUCAUUCCGAGUUGAUCGCUCGCUAGCAGUUUUUAGCAGCCGUGCAAACGCAUUGUUGCCACCCACUGGGGAGUGUAUUUUAGCUUUGCAGAAGUGCGAACACUUGUGCAGCAGAGUGCCUACAAAAUGGUUUUGUGCAAAACAAGAGUAGCCCUGUAGUUACUCUUCGUGUGCGUUGAUUCUAACGAUGGAGGGAUGGCUUUUUACGUCACACACCCACCCAGCGAACACCCAGCCACGCCUGCGUUUUUUCUGCUACACCUGUGUUUUUCUAAGCACUCCCUGAAAAUGGUCAGUUGACACCCAGAAAUGCCCACUUCAUGUCAAUCUCCUUGCGGCCGGCUGUGCGAAUGGAAUCGUCACUAGAACCAGUGCAUAACCACAAUGGACUUUGUACCUGUACGACAAGCGUGCACACUGCGGAGCAUACGCAUGCGCAGAUUAGCCUUGUUUUCACUGAUCACUAUGCAGCGAACAACGGCAGCUAGCGAUCAACUCAGAAUGACCCCUAAACUCUGGAAGAUUCAGGAGCUGACUAUAUAUAAUACAUGAGUUAAAACUUUUCUUUAAAAGAAUUUUUGUCUACACCAUUUACUUUCCAUUUAUUCAUACAGUAUACUGUAGUCUAUUUCUGUGGAAUCUAGUGUGCAGGAUCUUCUCUUUGAUAAAUUAUUUUUCCCCUUAACAAUUACUUGUGGUGGCAAAACUAAGGGGGUCAUUCCGAGUUAAUCGCACGCUGCAACUUUUUGUAACCCGUGUGAUCAACUAGACGCCACCUAUGGGGGAGUGUAUUUUUGCAAAGCAAGGCUGCGAUCACUUGUGCAGACCUGCUAUGCAAAAACAUUUUUGUGUAGAACCAGACCAGGGUAAGAGUUACUUAUCCUGUGCGAUCAAUCCAGCGUUGCAGGUCCCGGAAUUGAUGUCAGACAUCCGCCCUCCAAACGCCUCGACAUGCCUGCAUUUGGAUCUCCACGCCCAGAAAAUGGUGAGUUGAUGCCCGGUUCCGCCUUCCUCCUGUCAAUCUUCUUGCGGUCGCCACUGCGACCGCUUUAAUCGUUAGCGGCGUCGCUGCCUGGCGACAGCCGCCGCCGGGCAAUGACUCGCCUGAGCAGUUCCAACCUGAUCGCACGGCUGCAAAGAAGCACACAGGGGAGAGGGGAAUCGCUGUGCAGGGCUGCACUCGCUUGUGCAGGGAGCUGCACAAACAAAAGUUUGUGCAGUUUCUGCACAGAUCAGGACUAAGGGGCUAUUUACUAAACCUUGGCUGGAGAUAAAGUCACUGGAGAUAAAGUACCAGCCAAUCGGCUCCUGUCAUUUUUCAAAUACAGCCUGUGACAUGGCAGUUAGGAGCUGAUUGGCUUGUACUUCAUCUCCAGCGACUUUAUCUCCAGCCCAGGCUUAGUAAAUAGACCCCUUACUCACCCGCUGCGAUCAUCCAGUACGGAGCUGAUGUCAGGAUCCCUCCCUUGAAAUGGCUGGGCACGCCUGUGUUCGGACAGACACUCCCUGAAAACGGUCAGUUGAUGCCUCCGUCCUCUUCCUGUAAGUCUUCUUGCUGUCGCGGGUGUGAUCGCUUUCUUUGUUAGUUCUGUCACUGCCUGGCGACAGCUGUCGCCAGGAAGCAACGUGUCUGCGCAUUGCGGUCACGGCGCAUGUGCAGUUCAGACCCGAUCUCACUACUGAGAAAAACUGCAGUGUGCGAUCGGUCAGAAUGACCCCCAUUAUCUGAGCUUGCUGAGAGUGUAUAAGGGUUCAGAGUUCCUUUGGUCUAACUUUGAAAAGUUCAACAAUCUCUUACAAAAAAAAAUUUUAUGUUUCAAUGCACCUAGGGAACACCCUCUUGUGUCCUCUUGAGGACUCCAUAUAGAGACCAGAUUAUUCUGUAGAGGGCGUGAGUCAAAAUCAGAGACAAACAACUGUAAAUAAAGAUAGAACAGGAUGAGUUUAUUAGGACAAGGAAUGUUCAGGUAUCCAGAAAGGUGGAGUUGAAGAGCAGUUAGUAACUGUACACAUGUAGAGAAUGACAGAAUGCAUCAGUCAUAUCAUCAACUAUAUAUUAAUGGCCACAUUCAAUAAUCUGGCAAGGCGGAAGUGACAGUGCCUGGGUUAAUUUAGAUGUCAGUGGGUGCAGCAAGAACAUGCUAGGGCAUCAAGAUAACAGUUACACUGAGUUCAGCAAAAAGCAAGACAACAAGAUGACCUACAGCUAGUGUAAAUGAUUUAAAAAAAAUGCAUAGCAAUGCUGAGUGGGGAUGUCAGGACUCCAUGGACAGGGUGGGGCAGACAUGAAUAUUACCAUGGCAAACAUAUUUUUGUCAAAAGUUAGGGGUCUAUUUACUAAGCCUUUGAUGGAGAUAAAGUGGACGGAGAUAGAGUCCCAGCCAAUCGGCUCCUAACUGUCAUGUCACAGGCUGGGUUUGAAAAAUUACAGUUAUAAGCUGAUUGGCUGGUACGUUAUCUCCAUCCACUUUAUCUCUGUCCAAGGCUUAAUAAAUAGACCCCUCAGUCACUGGAUAUAACCGUUCCAAAAGUGGCUGACAGAAUCCACUCUGUCAGAAGUACACUGGUAAUGUACAGAAAUUUACAGCUACUUUUAGAGAAGAUGAAGAACUUGGACAAUCUUUUAUAGUUGGUGUUUUUAAGGGAUGGAAUCAGAAUCCCAGUGGUUGGUAUCCAGACAGUCAGAAUGCAGACAACAGCAUCCCAACAUUUAGAAUCCCGAUGGAUCGUGGUAAGCAUUUUAACUAACCAUAACCCACGCCUCCUGAAGCCUAACCCUAACCAUCCUCUCCUGCACCCUAACCAUAACCAUCCACCCCACAUCCUAACCCCAACCCCAGUACUUACCAUCAGGAUCCCUUGUGAUUCAUACUACUGGGAUGUUGCGGUUGGCAUUCUGACUGUAUGGGUCCAGUUUUAAAGACUAUGUACAAUAUUACUUAAUAGAAGUGUUCUAUUUCAACUGUGCUAGAUGAAUAUAGCCAGUGUAUUAUUCCAUCUAAAAAGUAAUAUAUGUAUGGACAGAUGUAGAUGGUUUUCUAUCUCUCCUUGUCCAUGCCUGUGUGGUUAAAAAUAAAACUGAUCUAUUUACUUCUCAAAAUGCAGACUAGGACCCCAUUUACCAAUGAUCAAAUAUUCUGGUAGACCACUGUCAUUAACUAACCAGCUCAAAAUUUGAUUAGUCAUGAUACAUAUUUUUGUACUUUUUAAGGCUGCAAACAUGGUUAGUUUAUUAUACACACACCCAUACUGUACAUAUGUAUAACCCCAAAACUGCCAGCACUCAUCUUUACAAACACCUGCCCGAAUAGAAAUUAAAUCAAAAGCUCCAAUGUAAGAAACGGCACUCAAAACGCACAAUUUCAGUUGCAAACAAAAUAUACUGUGUUUGUUUGCAUCUGAAAUUGUGCCUCUCGAGCGCCAUUUUUCACAUUGGAGCUUUUAUAUAGAAAUUGCCAAAAUGUCCAUUCAUAUGAAAUCAUUUGUGAGCAACUUCAUUUCUGAAAUGAAGCAAUUUAUCUGCUGCUCUUGAAGUUAAGAUGUGAAGGGAACUAAAUGUUUUAGCCUUUGAACUAUAGUCAUUUGCACAAUUCAGAAAGAAUAGCUACUGUCUUAAAAAUAAUUAAAUUGGUAAUAUAUUUAAAGGUCAGUAAGUUGAAUGAUUGCAAAUUAAAAUGACCUCUUACAGGAAUCUGCUCAUAUUUAACGUAAGUUAAU
Pseudophryne corroboree (corroboree frog) is the source of this 9540-nucleotide messenger RNA. It is a transcript of the gene DOK6, whose product is annotated as docking protein 6. Lineage: Eukaryota; Metazoa; Chordata; Amphibia; Anura; Myobatrachidae. The coding region runs from base 270 to 1478 and encodes 402 amino acids. The transcript is spliced from 9 exons. The record is from RefSeq and is a predicted model, not a curated record. Gene Ontology annotation, cellular component: cytoplasm. Gene Ontology annotation, biological process: positive regulation of MAPK cascade; cell surface receptor protein tyrosine kinase signaling pathway; Ras protein signal transduction.